UUUUAUUUUGAAAUUUUGUUUUGAAAAGACGUUUUCCUGCCAUUUUGGAUUUCUCGCGUUUAUGUUCCUUCGUCGCAGCAUCUUUCGCGCUGUUGUUUCUCGAUUACGUCUUUUUUUCGUGUUAAAUCGGUGAUUAAUUUGGAGAUGAAUGUCAUUGAUCAUGUGCGGGACAUGGCGGCCGCGGGCCUGCACUCUAACGUGCGACUCCUGAGCAGCCUGCUGUUGACUAUGAGCACCAACAACCCAGAGCUUUUCUCUCCAGCACAGAAGUAUCAGAUGUUGGUUUAUCACGCCGAUGCCAUAUUUCACGAUAAAGAGUACAGAAAUGCAGCUUGUAAGUACAACAUGGCUCUCCAGCAGAAAAAGGUGCUCAGUAAAACCUCUAAAGUGCGUCCUUCCAGCACAGGAGGCACCUCUUCAGUCCAAACCCAGAAUUUGCCUUCAGAGAUUGAGGUGAAAUACAAGAUUGCAGAGUGCUACACCAUUCUGAAGCUGGACAAAGAUGCCAUCUCUGUUUUGGACGGGAUUCCCUCAAGGCAGCGGACUCCUAAGAUCAACAUGAUGCUGGCGAACCUGUAUAGAAAGGCUGGACAGGAGCGGUCAGCGGUCACAAGCUACAAGGAGGUCCUGAGGCAGUGUCCUCUCGCAAUGGAUGCUAUAAUUGGGCUGCUGUCUCUCUCUGUGAAGGGAGCUGAGGUGGCCUCUAUGACCAUGGAUGUGAUUCAGAGUAUCCCUAAUCUGGACUGGCUUUCUGUCUGGAUCAAAGCCUACGCCUUCAUUCAUGGAGGAGAUAAUCACAGAGCUAUCAAUACGAUCUGCUCCCUGGAGAAAAAGUCUCUCCUGAGAGAUAACGUUGAUCUGUUGGUGAGCCUCGCAGACGUGUACUUCCGAGCCGGAGACACCAAGAACGCCAUCCUGAAAUUUGAGCAGGCGCAGAUGCUUGACCCCUAUCUAAUCAAAGGCAUGGACGUGUACGGCUACCUUAUGGCUCGAGAAGGACAUUUGGAUGAUGUGGAGGUUCUUGGCGGUCGAUUGUUUAACAUCUCGGAUCAGCACGCAGAACCCUGGGUUAUAUCUGGGUGCCACAGUUUCUGCAGUAAGCGCUAUUCUCGUGCACUGUACCUGGGGGCCAAAGCCAUUCAGCUGAACAGUAACAGCGUACAAGCUCUGCUUCUGAAGGGUGCAGCGCUGCGCAAUAUGGGCCGAGUGCAGGAGGCCAUCAUUCACUUUAGGGAGGCCAUGAGGCUGGCACCGUGCCGUCUGGACUGCUACGAGGGACUGAUUGACUGUUACCUGGCAUCCAAUGGCAUCCGUGAGGCAAUGGGCAUGGCCAAUAAUAUUUAUAAGACUCUCGGUGCCAAUGCUCAGACGCUUACUAUUCUGGCCACAGUGUGUCUGGAGGACCCCAUGACCCAGGAGAAGGCUAAGACCCUGCUGGACAAAGCUCUCGCCCAGCGGCCCGACUACAUUAAAGCUGUGGUGAAGAAAGCAGAGCUCCUCAGUCGAGAACAGAAAUACGAAGAAGGCAUAGCACUCCUGCGAAAUACACUGGCCAAUCAGAGUGACUGCAUGCUGCACAGAAUGCUGGGAGAUUUUCUAGUCGCUGUUAAUGAGUAUCAGGAGGCCAUGGACCAGUAUAGCAUAGCACUGAGCCUGGAUCCAAAUGAUCAGAAGUCUCUAGAGGGCAUGCAGAAGAUGGAGAAGGAGGAGAGCCCUACAGACGCCACGGUGGAGAUUGACGGGGACGACAUGGAGGGCAGCGGAGAGGAGGGCGACCUCGAGGGCAGCGACAGCGAGGCAGCGCAGUGGGCCGACCAGGAGCAGUGGUUCGGCAUGCAGUGACCAGCGGCACUGGUCCUCGGAUCAGCCUCAUUCUGACUGGUAACAUCAUUCAGCAGGACGCAAACUGAUCCUGGAUCAGCACUUGACUCUGGUGAGGUCUGAGACACACUGUACCUGGCCUACAGAAAUUGUCACAGUGCCACCUGCAGGCCUGGAGCCAUGGAGCACAGGCAGGAAAGCCUGACCAAUCUGUGCAUAAACAUGGAUGAUACUGUAACAGGUGAUGGUGCACAGUUAUAAAGAACAGCACUGAUGCUUGGAAUCACUUUAAACACUUUGGCACUGUGUAGCAAAAGCAAUGCCUUUUAUCAGGGUUUGUCUUCUGGCUUUACACAGGUCACGUGACUACACGACUCUGCUCUGCGAUCUAAUGGUCAUACUUUUGUCUCGAGUCACUUUUCUCUACCAAACCAAACCAUUUACUAAUGAGCUAAAUCGCCCCUUUGUUCUAAGCAGGUAACAGCAAAGCCUUAGUGAUACUUCAGAUCACUGAUUUUUCUCUUAUUAAACUGCAUUGUAACCUCUCGGACACCACACACAACUGCUAUCUCCACACAUGGAAACUGGAAAUACUACAAACUAGCACCAGGAUUGCAGAUUACAUCACAAAUAUUUCUAUAUAAAUAUUUACUUUUUUUUUUUUUUUUUUUAUGGUUGAACUUUUCCCUUUACCUUGUAACAGCCCUUCCCACACGUUCAUGAUUUCCUGACGUCAUUAGUAAGUAAAGAACAAACUCUUCCUAUUCAACUUAAAUUCUUGUAGCCUGAAGUGCUCUUUGUGGUGUUACUUCUUUUUUUAAUUCUAAUGUUUAUAACAAGAUUGUGGCAUUGUGAGGUGUGAACAAUACUAUUUUUCAAUGUUAACAAAUAAAUCAUGACCGAUUCUGUA
Messenger RNA from Tachysurus fulvidraco (yellow catfish), 2731 nucleotides. RefSeq names its product anaphase promoting complex subunit 7 (gene anapc7). The transcript is spliced from 11 exons. NCBI's taxonomy places the organism in Eukaryota, Metazoa, Chordata, Actinopteri, Siluriformes, Bagridae. Bases 145 to 1842 code for a protein of 565 amino acids. The record is from RefSeq and is a predicted model, not a curated record. Gene Ontology annotation, molecular function: protein binding. Gene Ontology annotation, biological process: cell division.